UUUCAUUAAUGGUUUUAUCUAGUGAUUAACAAAAACUGAAAAAAAAAAAUUCUUCAAAAAGCAUGUACUUUCUUGCAGUGUAAUGGGUUGAGUUUAUAAGUAAAAUAGAAUGCCUUAAAAUAGUUCCCGUUCAAAUAAAGACAUGUAAAGUUGUCAAAUAAGCGCGCUUGUUUUCUUGACGUGGGUUUUGAUUGGACGGCUGAAGGUUGUCUCCGCCCACAGUAUGCCGUUUCCAUGACAAUUCAAUAUGGCCGCGCACGGAAGACAACCUGUGUUGUCCUCCACACCACUGCAGAUCCUGUUUCAUUUGAAUGGCUGGUAUUUUGCAGCGUUCUUCAUCGCUGAGAUUCUUAUGUUUAUCUACAAAGGGGUGAUCCUCCCUUACCCACAAGCCAAUCUGAUAUUGGAUGUUGUCCUGCUACUCCUCUUCUUGGGCCUGGAAACCCUCAGACUCUUCUACGGCUGGAAGGGGAACCUGUGUCAGCGCUCUCUGGCUCUGUUUGUGAGUGUUGCUGUUCUGGUGCCCUGUGCAGUGCUAAGCGUCUACUACCUGCUGCUGCAGACCUUUGUGUUACGGCUGGAGUUUGUGCUCAAUGCUGUGCUGCUCUGCUUCUACAGCUUUGAGCUGGUUCUGGGGCUCAUGACCAUCUCGGUUUUUUCAAGGGCCAACAUUUAUUAAGUUCAUCUGUUUUUUUAUGUCAGAAUGAAAACACUGAACAGAAUAAGCUUGCAGUCUUUCAAACUGAGAGCUGUCAACAGUUACCUUUUUUACAAUACAUGUAAGUUACAUAAAACACAUUUCAUUUGUACAGUUUUUCAAACAAAUAGAUUAAGCAUCUGUAUUAAAUAGAUCUUGAGAUGUUAUAAAAGCUGUUUCCAGUUUGCAUAGAUUUUUUUAAA
Molecule: messenger RNA, 900 nt
Organism: Sinocyclocheilus grahami
Lineage: Eukaryota; Metazoa; Chordata; Actinopteri; Cypriniformes; Cyprinidae
Gene: tmem216
Product: transmembrane protein 216
Exons: 6
Coding region: 248-679 (143 amino acids)
Biological process (GO): non-motile cilium assembly
Cellular component (GO): ciliary transition zone
Source: RefSeq, a predicted model, not a curated record